ACGAACGUAUAAAUAAACAGCAUAUGAGAUCUACGUAUGAUAUAAAAGACAACAUGUGGCUUGGCGUCAGUUUGGAUGUUCAGCAUCAUCCCACUCAAAAGGAUAUAAUCACUUGUGCCCAUUUGAGAAAAAAUGAACUUACUGCUACCAAUGGACAUCGAUAUCAUUUAGCAAAUGGUGCUUGCUACGUCAUAAAUAGUGAAUUAAAUUCAAGUAGUGUCAAAACGUUGAUGCCAUUACCCCAUAGAUCAAAAGAAGCACUAGAUCCGCUGCGGUUGGAUUACAACGCUGUGGCACAAGUAGGAGCUUCAGCAACAUAUUCUGAGGAAUGCUGUGAAGAAAGGGUAGUACCUCCUGCGUCACAGUUUCCCUGA
Uloborus diversus is the source of this 374-nucleotide messenger RNA. RefSeq lists its product as uncharacterized. Bases 24 to 374 code for a protein of 116 amino acids. NCBI's taxonomy places the organism in Eukaryota, Metazoa, Arthropoda, Arachnida, Araneae, Uloboridae. The record is from RefSeq and is a predicted model, not a curated record. The transcript is spliced from 4 exons.